AUGGUCUGUCAAGUCUCAGCAUUACAGUGUUAUACGGGUACUGAUUCACAAUGUUUUGUGAUGGAUACAAGUUAUAGUCAGAAUGGCUGUGGUGAUGGGAUUCCUGCGAAGAAUUGUGCGUGCGCCAAGUACCGUAUCCAAUGUACUCCAGACGAUACGGCAUGUACGACUGAAGAACAACGUUUGAAAACAGUCAAAUGGGCAUAUAUAUUGACCACUGAUCAAAUGUGUAAACAAAUGAAGCAAAUGCCGGAAAUUUUUCGAGAGCAAAAAUGCUGUAAGAAAAAUAAAUGCAAUGCGCCACAGUCGAAGAGUGUUAAGUGUAUGAAUAUGUUUACUAUGGAUAGUGGUACUGGCAAGCAAAAAAAGGCUCAUCCUGCUUCUCGUCGUCAGAAUGUAAUUUAUCUACUGGUGCAUGGAGUAUAUCCAAAAUCAUUUCCCAAUAAUGUCACAAUUAUUCAUCAACCAUCAAAUAUUUCAUUAUCAAACGUAUCAUCCUCUGGCAAAGAUCGUAAUAAUUGUAUGAAUGAUGGUAAAUCAUCAAUUCAACUCCUUUCAAAUUUAGUAUUUCGUAGUGAAAUAAUAAACUAUCUCGGUUUUAUUCUUCGAUCGAAAUCAAUAUUUUAUUGUUCAGUUCCAAAAGUAGCUACAAGAACUUUUCUUAAAUUUAUAACUUAUCUUCAUAUACAUGAUGAUUUAAUCCCGUUACUUACACAUAAUUCAACAUUAAGUAAUUGGAAUUUUCAACGAAAAUUAAAUCCGUUUGAUUUUAAUGAUAUCAAUCAAAUUCUUUCGUCUCCAAUGAAAAAUAGCUCGCAACCAUCUACAUUCGAUUCGGUUUCAAUUCUUAAAUUAUUAUCAUCGCGUCUUACGAAUUUCAAUAACAUAAAUGUCACUGAUUUUGAUAUAUGGUCAAUAUAUCAGCGGAAAAAUUUUCCUCUUACUCGUCCUCAGACUUUAUCCGAUGUAUCAUUACUGUUCUCAUCGAAUUUUACACGUGCUAUUUUUGUUCGCCAUCCAUUAGAGCGUUUAGCAUCAGCUUAUGUUGAUAAAAUAGCGUCGCUUACGAAUGAACCAUUUUCAUUAUAUGAUACAAUACGUCGAGAAAUUUGCCGAAAAUAUUCUUCAUUGUAUCUGACAGGUACGCAACGUAACUAUUAUAUUUAUCAUACACAAAUAGCGAAAAAUGACACAGAACCAUGUCAUAACGUAGUUCCAAAAUUUGAGCAUUUUAUUGAUUAUAUUAUGUCUAAUUCAAUAAUAGAUGAUGUUCAUUGGUAUCCUUAUUCAAAGUUAUGUUAUGCAUGUUUAUUUAAAUAUAAUUUUAUUGGAAAAUACGAAACAAUCGAGCAAGAUCUUGCAAGAUUAUUAUCGAAAUUUGGAUUAGAAUCAAAACAUUGGAAUAAUGAAAACUACUUCAGAACUGGAAAAACAAAGGAAUAUUAUAAGUCGAUUUAUGCAAAUUUAAAUGAUCAAUUACUUUGUAAUUUGAAAAAUGUCUAUGAAGAUGACUUUACAUUAUUUGAUUAUAAAAUGGAAGACUAUUUGACUAAUAAAAAUCAUAUUUCAUGUUCUCCUGCACAUAAAAGACAACUGACAGACAGCAUAUAUAAAAAUUGA
Rotaria socialis is the source of this 1620-nucleotide messenger RNA. The record is from the annotation of a GenBank genome assembly. NCBI's taxonomy places the organism in Eukaryota, Metazoa, Rotifera, Eurotatoria, Philodinida, Philodinidae.